Messenger RNA from Eucalyptus grandis, 2757 nucleotides. Its product is annotated as disease resistance protein At4g27190-like. The transcript has 3 exons. Lineage: Eukaryota; Viridiplantae; Streptophyta; Magnoliopsida; Myrtales; Myrtaceae. The record is from RefSeq and is a predicted model, not a curated record. The coding region runs from base 1 to 2757 and encodes 918 amino acids. Gene Ontology annotation, molecular function: ADP binding.
AUGGGAUGUCUUGAAGAGCUAUGUAGUUGUUCCCAUCGAACGUGGAUUCGGAUACGUGAUCUCCUCCAAGAGAUUCGCCGACCGUCUUCGGGGGAAGUCCAGAAUCUGGAGAACGAGAAUCAGAGGGUCAAGGUUCUUGUGGAAGAGGCUAGAAGGAAUGUUCGGAAAUUCCUCGAUGUCUUCACGACGUGGGAGGUUAAUGCUGACAAGGCCUUGGAAGAGGCGCGAGAGCUGUUGGACGACGGAAAGGCGACCAAGACUUGCUGCUAUGGGACUCUUUCCGACCCCAAAUCUCGCUACCAGUUCAGCAGGAAGGCCGAGGGCAAGAUCGAGGUCAUUAAGCAACUCACUCAAAAAUGCAGCACAUUCAAUGGAUUGAACGACAUCUCCUUCAUCGAUCCUGCUUUCACUUAUUCUGCCUCGACGUCGAUUAAGCUUGGGGAUGAUGGCGUCUUCGAAUCCAGAGCUUUGAUGAUACGGAACAUCAUGGGCGCUCUUGCCGGCAACAGUAAUAGUGUGGUCGGGGUUUAUGGGAUGGGCGGGAUCGGCAAGUCCACCCUUUUAGUGGAUGUUGAAAGGAAAAUAAGCGAAGAGAAGUCGUUUCAUUGGGUCGCUAAGGCUGACGUGUCGGAAAAUCCAGACAUCAAGACGAUUCAAGGAGAGAUUGCGGACGCCUUGGGCCUUACUGAGAUAAAGAACAAAGAGACUAUCAGCGGGCGAGCGAAACUCCUGCACGGGAGGUUGAAAGACGAGGAGAGGGAGAAAAAGAAGGUCCUCAUAAUACUGGACAACCUGUGGGAGAGGCUCGAUUUAAACAAAGUUGGCAUUCCUUGCGGACACGACAACAGAGUCAUAGGAUGCAAGUUAUUGUUAACGUCAAGAGAUCGUAAUGUUUUGCGAAGUGAAAUGGGCUGCGACAAGGACUUCCCCUUGGUGAGCUGGAGGAGGAAGAGGCAAGAAGUUUGUUUGAGAGGCUGGUGGGAGACAAAGUUCAUGAUGACGAGUUCAAACCCUUGGUGGAUGAAGCGCUCCACAAAUGUUAUGAUCAAGCUGUUUAAAAAUGAAGGAAUUGGAGAGGUGAUAAAUGAGAGGUUGCAAUUGAGUUACAAAAAGUUAAAAGACGCAGAAAAGUCAUUGUUAGCACUCUGUGUUGCUUAUGGCACCUCUAAGCCCUCUCUUGAAUACUUGGUGAGGUAUGGUGUGGGUUGGGGGCUAUUUCGAGAAGAUGAUAACUUGGAAGAAGCUAGAGAGAGUUUGAGAUCAGGGAUUCACACUCUUCAAGCCUCCUCCCUUUUGUUAGAGGAUGGUGAUGAUUAUGGUUUCAAGAUACAUGACUUGGUUCGUGAGUUUGUUGCCUCGGUCGCUUCAAGAGAUCACCCUCUUCUUGUGUUGAAAGAUAAAGAUAAGUUAUUAAUAGAGUUGCUGAAGGACAAGCUCAAAAGUUGUAGGGCAAUAUGUUUUCCAUACGUCAACAUAAAGGAGCUUCCCAAAGAAUUGUAUUGCCCUGAAUUGCAGAUCUUUUUGUUGUUCACAAACGGUGAAUCUCUUGAGGUCCUAGAUUCAUUAUUUCACUCUAUGAGGAAACUCAUGGUCUUAGAUCUCACUGGGAUAUGUCUCACUUGCUCCCCUUCAUCGCCAUUUCAAUUCUUGGAGAACUUACACACUCUGUGUCUUGACAGUUGUUCGUUAGAUAAUGUAGUUGUUCUUGGCAAGCUGAAAGGGCUAAAAAUUCUCAGUUUUGCAAACUCCAAUAUUCAUCAAUUGCCAAGAGAAAUUGGGCAACUAGUAGACCUAAGGUUGUUAGACUUGAACCAUUGUAAACAACUUAAGAUAAUUGAACCGGGGGUACUUCAAAGCUUGAUCAAGUUGGAGGAGUUGUACAUGAAGAAUAGCUUUCACCAAUGGGAUACUAUGGACCAAACUCCACUAAUUAAUGCUAGCCUGAUUGAGUUGAAUCACAUGAAUAAUCUCCGCACCCUGCAUGUUUCCAUUCUUGAUCCAAGUGUGCUUCCAGGGGAUCUAAACCUCAAGAAAUUAAUCAAGUAUGAAAUCCGAAUAGGUAAUGUGUGGCACUGGUGGAGUGAGUGCAAAGGACCGAGGACAUUGAAGCUCAAGCUGGAUCCAUUAGGCAAUGUUCUUUGGAAAGGAUGCAUUCAAAGUAUCUUAGGCAAAAGUGACCAUCUGUGUCUAGACAAUUUGGAUAGAAAUGAGCAAAGUAUUUGUGCGUUGUCCCAAGAAGGUUUUCUAGAAUUAAAGCAUUUAGAAGUCAAGAAUAGUCCCUCUAUCCAUUACAUCCACCAAUCACCAUCCCAUACACAUUUUAAGAUGUUGGAGUCAUUACGUCUCAAUAAUCUCAUCAACUUGGAGAAAUUAUGCAACAGCCAUAUCUCCUCCAAGUCCUUUAGUACAUUGAAAGUGAUACAAGUCAAAAGGUGUGACAAGAUGGAAGUAUUGUUUCCUCUUUCGAUGGUGAGAGGACUUCCACAGCUUGAAGAGAUUAAAGUUGUUGGUUGCAAGCGAAUGCGGGGUAUCGUAGAUCCUGAUGAUGGUAGCAAAGUUGAGUUGCAUAAUUUGCGUGGAUUGGAAUUGUGUGACUUGCCAGAUAUUAAGAGCUUUUUCGCUAUAGGGACGGCUCCUUUGAGUAGCACAUUGCACGACCAAGUUGGCACUCAAAUUGCAUUCUUCAAUGAGCAACAAUUUAUUAUCUUCCUAUUACCUUAUCCGUUCAUGUCUAAAGUAAUCUUCCGUUUCACUUAA